This is a messenger RNA of Hipposideros armiger (great roundleaf bat), 2573 nucleotides long. RefSeq names its product cell growth regulator with EF-hand domain 1 (gene CGREF1). The record is from RefSeq and is a predicted model, not a curated record. The transcript is spliced from 6 exons. Gene Ontology annotation, molecular function: calcium ion binding. The coding region runs from base 916 to 1731 and encodes 271 amino acids. NCBI's taxonomy places the organism in Eukaryota, Metazoa, Chordata, Mammalia, Chiroptera, Hipposideridae.
CCUCCCCUGAUUGGGCACAAGACCUUGUCUUCCCUCGUGGGUGCAGCAACUAAAGCCCAAGGACCUGUGUUGUCAGUCCAUGUUCAUGAACACUUUUGGGGCAGCUGUAGCUUCAACACCCAUUUGGCCACUGGGGAUUAUGGACAAACCCUGUAGAUUAUAUCUUUUGGGGUCAACGUAUGCAUAGAAAAUUAAAAACAGUUUCUAGGACUCUCAGUAGCUUCACCUUCAUGUGGACUUCCACGUUGUGCUGCAGCUUCCCCAGAGUAGCUCUACUGGCACAGCUACAGCCAGGUUCCCACCUGUAUGUUCCUUUUAACCAGGUGCUUGCCUGCUCUUUCCUGCAUCUCUUAGGAAGCUGAUGUCCCCCUUUGCAAUGGUUCUGAACCGUUAGGGUCAUGGAACUCUUUGAGAGUCUGCUGAAAGUUAUGAACCUUUCUCCAAGAAAACUGAGUGUGUCAGCCAGAGUGCAGGGCACUGUCUCGGAGGGUUCCUCAUCCUCUGCCUAGAUCAAACAUCUGCUGAUCUAUCUUCCUGGAGGUGGGCAUGAGGGUCAGGCCUCAGCUGUGGUGGGCGUCUGCAUCCUCAGGAGAGUACAGGAUGCGCAUACACACUUGGGACUAAUCUCACUUCCUGCUCUGUGGUUUUGAUAGAUCCUCUCUCUAUUUGACUAUUUUCAUAUAAUCAGAUAAUUGCGUUGCCAGGGGCCUACACAAUGUAGGCCUAAGGGGAAGUUUUUGUUACUUCCUUCAUAUCGGGACCUGAUUUCCUAACUGCAGUAAACAGCAGUUACUGGGGCCACUGUUGGCUUGACCCUGGUUUUGUUUUCAACCCCUACCUGAGUUUAGACCUAUUUCAAGGAGUCUGAGUCUCUUUUGAUUUGCCUGUCUGUUUAAGUCUUAGUCUUUUUGAAAGAUGUUACCUGUUCCAGUUCCCGGAAGGAUGUUGCCAACGAUGAUGAGAAUGCUAGUGCUGCUGCUGCUGCUGCCGCUGAGUCAGGCUGCUCCCAAGGAUGGAACCACGAGGCUGGACCCUGAAGAGCAGCAACAGCCCCUACCCAACCCCUUCCAGCCAGGCCAGGAGCAGAUCCGACUUCUACAGAGCUACCUAAAGGGACUGGAGAAGAUGGAAGAGGAGCCAGAGCACAUGAGCCGGGAGCAGGUUCUCCUCUACCUCUUUGCCCUCCACGACUAUGACCAGAGUGGACAACUGGAUGGCUUGGAGCUAUUGUCCAUGUUGACAGCAGCUCUGACCCCUGGAGCUGCUGACUCUCCCCCGACCAACCCGGUGAUCCUGGUAGUGGACAAAGUACUCGAGACCCAGGACCUGAAUGGGGAUGGGCUCAUGACCCCUGCAGAGCUCAUCAACUUCCCAGGAGAGGCCCCACAGCACACAGAGCACAAAGAGCCCCUGGAGCCACAAGAUGUUGGGAGGCAGCCCCUUUUAGCUAAAAGCCCACCAAGACAAGAAGCACAGGAAGCCCUGGAUCCCAAAGAAGAAGCUAGGGGACCGGUGGAGGCCAGAAUGGAGUCCUUGGAGCCUGUACAGGAGGCUGAGGGACAAGCAGAGGCUGGAGAAGCGCCAGGCCCUGGAGGGGAGGCUGGGGGACAGGCAGAAGCCAGGGACACAGGAGAGAAAGCAGCAGAGUUUCCAGGAGAAACACUGGAGUCUAAGAAUACCCCAAAUCAGAUUGAGGUUCAUGCUAUUCAACUGGAGAAUGAUGAGAUAUAAACUUUAAAGAUACAGGUUUGUACCCCUAGAAGUCUCAGGGCCAGAAUAUAAGCUCCGAAGGGUGGGAUGUGUAUGUUGGGACAAGGACCACCUCUGUGUCCCCUUCUUGGCCCCAGUAGGUGGCAGGUCUUUCUGUGCAGCUCAGGGAAACCCUAUGUUGAGGGACAGCUUGAGGACUCAGACAACCAAUAAAGAACUGAAUGAACUCACCCCCCUGGGCCAUCUGUCUACUGGUCCAGCCUGGGGUGCAGAGGGCCCCAGGGACACAGAGGGCUGGGGACUGGACAGGACUCUUGGAGAAGCAGGGAUUCAGCUUUCCAGUGUUCCCAGAUGGCGCUGAGACAUAGUAGAGUACAGCACCAGACAACCCGGGGAAGAAAGCUCAGCCCCUCUCUGGGGCCCAAACGCUCCCAUUCCCCCUUCACCUGGUGUUCAGACACCCAGUGCCUCCCUGCAGCUCAGGGCAGACCCUCCCCGUCACUCUGUAUCUGUCCCCCCAAUCAUAUUAACAAUAAUUACCAUUUAUUGAGAGCCUCCUACACACCAGCAUCAUGCUGGGCAUUUUAUAUAUUGUCUGAUUUUUAUCCUCACAAUAAUUCUAUGACCAGACAGAAUUAGUUCCAUUUGACAGAUGAGGAAAUUGAUGAAGACUGAAUUCAGUAAUGUACCCAGGGUGACCCAGCUAAUUAAGACGCAGGUUUGAAAUCAGGUCUGUCUGACUCCAAAGCCCUUGCUCUUCAUCACAUUCUGUGGCCUCACUCACCCUGCCCCAACUCCCCUGUGCAAGCCAGCCAACUGUGAUAUGAUCUCCCCCAAGGACAGCAGCACUCUGUAUCUGGGGG